Messenger RNA from Penicillium atrosanguineum, 2538 nucleotides. RefSeq lists its product as uncharacterized. The record is from RefSeq and is a predicted model, not a curated record. Gene Ontology annotation, cellular component: kinesin complex. Bases 1 to 2538 code for a protein of 845 amino acids. The transcript is spliced from 2 exons. Gene Ontology annotation, molecular function: protein binding; ADP binding. Lineage: Eukaryota; Fungi; Ascomycota; Eurotiomycetes; Eurotiales; Aspergillaceae.
AUGUCAGGCCUCGAAGUGAUCGGUGGUGUUUCUGCUGUCAUUUCCAUCCUCGAUACCUCGAUUAGAUUAUACAACAGUGCUCAGCAUGAUUUCAAAUUGUCUGCAACAUUCAAAGCUGUUGGACGCCGGCUCCCAGUUCUUCGCCAUACCCUCGAGACUUGCAAAAGCCAUCUAGAACUGAGAAAAGAUACAAUACCUCAAGACGUCUCCGAAGCCUUAGAGAAGAUUCUUGACAAUUGCGAGACAAACUCUUCAAAUUUGAAAAGUAUUUUUGAGAGGAUUGUACCCUGUGAAAGCGAUACAUGGGAACAACGAUAUUCGAGGCUCCUUCGCAGACUUGGCAAAGGAAAUAAGGUCGAAGAGCUUAUGGCAUCAAUCAACGAAGACGUUCAACUUAUUGUUAACUAUGAUGCGGUCCUGUCUGGAAAGACGCCCAACGCCCCUCAUUUUGAAGACUUCAGUUUCCGCGGGCCUAUUGGCUGUUGUUUAGGGCAAGCACCUUACCUUGCCUCAGAACACUUCGUGGGACGUAGUCGCGAGCUUUACGAGAUCGCACGAAUUUUGCAGCCUCUUCAUACCUUUCAAAAGCAACAGCGCCUAUUUCUCGGCGGCAUGGGUGGAAUUGGCAAGACCGAGCUUGCCAUUGCUUACGCAAAGUCUCAUGGAGGAUCUUAUGAUUCAGUGCUUUGGCUGAAUGCACAAUCCGAGGCCGCACUAAAAGAUAGUCUACGGUUUAUUGCUUCUCUCAUCUUCUCCGUACAGGACCCCGGUGUUUUAGAAAGGAGUGCAAUUCCUGGGCGUGUAUAUCGGUGGUUAUCUGACUCAAGAAACACUAGGUGGCUUUUGAUCUUUGAUAAAUAUGAUGACCAGAGUCAAUUUGAGAUCAGCGACUAUUUCCCAUCAGCUUCUCAUGGAGCUAUUAUCGUCACCACUCGAGCGCUAGAUCUUGCUGGAAAUACUCUGCAUAUAAAACCUUUAUCGAAAGUUGCGGAUAGUCUUAGAAUUCUGCAAAUCUGGUCAAAGGAAGACAACGUGCAAUCAGAUCUAUCCGCAAAGCGCCUCGCUGAGCAACUUGGUGGCUUUCCUCUUGCUUUAGCCGCCGCUGGGACUUAUGUUCAGCUAACAGGUUCUACUUUCGAGCGCUACCUGCAAGAAUAUGAAGCUCUUUGGAAUAUUGAUCCUAAUCGCCGCGCCCUACUCCAAGAGUAUCGUGAAAAUACACCCUACACGACCUGGGAUCUAUCAUACGCGCAUCUCAAAACAGAGGAUUCAGACGCCGUUAAAUUACUAAGUGUGCUAGCCUACUUCGAUAACCAAAAUGUUUGGUACGAACUCUUCUAUGCUGGAGUUAGAGAAGGUUCUCCGAAGUGGCUUCAUAAUGUGGUCACAAGUAACGUGAGCUUCUGCGGAGCGAUUGAUGUCCUGACCCAAUACUUCUUUCUAGAAGUUGAUUCAUUGUCAGGAUCAUGGCACAUGCAUAAAUAUGUACACGACUGGACACUAGCAACUCUCAACAAGAACAUUGAUAGAAGCUAUUACUGGUACGCCGUGGACUGCGUUAAUGCGUGUAUCGCGGGGGUGGAAGAGCAUUCGCUUGGAGAUUUCUCUUUCUCUCGUAUCGCUCGUCAUGCAGUACGACUAGCAGAACAGCGUUUUCUCGAAAACUAUACGAUCUCUGAUGCUACGCCUGGUCAACUGGAUAAGAUAGCACGGAUCUCACUACUACUCCGACACCAAAUGCAGUUUGAUAAGGCGGAACAGAUGUACACGCACGCGCUAGCUAGGUACGAGAAAGUGCUAGGACCGGAUCAUUUAUCAACCCUUGCUACUGUUCACUCUAUCGGGUGCCUAUAUCGUGCGCAAGGCAAGCCGAACAAGGCGGAGCAAAUGUUCCUACGAGCGCUAGCUGGGAGAGAGAAAGCACUAGGACGAGCCGACACGUCGACCCUUACCACUGUCACUAAUCUGGGGAUCCUCUAUCGAGGCCAGAGUAAGCUGCAUAAAGCGGAGCAGGUGUUUGUACGGGCUCUAGCUGGACGACAGAAAGCACUAGGACCAGACCACAUAUUAACUCUCACGACCUUAAGUGAUCUUGGGAUCCUUUAUCGUGAACAAGGUAAGCUGAAUAAGGCGGAGCGGAUAUUCAUACGGGCGUUGAAUGGAAAGGAGAAGGUGCUAGGUCUAGGCCAUGCAUCAACUCUUGCCACUCUCAAUCAUAUCGGAAUCCUUUAUCGUGACCAAGGCAUACCCAACAAGGCGGAGCUGAUGUUCAUGCGGGCGCUAGAGGGAAGAGAGAAAGUGCUAGGACCGGAUCACUCGUUGACCACCGCUACUAUAAAUCAUCUCGGGAUUUUAUAUCGAGGACAGGGCAAGCUGAAUGAAGCAGAGCAGAUGUUUUUACGGGCGCUAGCUGGGUAUGAAAAAGCACUAGGACCGGACCACAGAUUAACCUUUCAAGCCGUGAACAAGCUUCAGAUGCUAUAUAUUGACCAGGGCAAGUUGGAUAAGGCAGAGCAGAUGAAGAUGCGAGCGCUUUAG